Messenger RNA from Sander lucioperca (pikeperch), 5391 nucleotides. It is a transcript of the gene mast3b, whose product is annotated as microtubule associated serine/threonine kinase 3b. Gene Ontology annotation, biological process: intracellular signal transduction; peptidyl-serine phosphorylation. The record is from RefSeq and is a predicted model, not a curated record. Lineage: Eukaryota; Metazoa; Chordata; Actinopteri; Perciformes; Percidae. The transcript is spliced from 27 exons. Gene Ontology annotation, molecular function: magnesium ion binding; protein serine/threonine kinase activity; ATP binding. The coding region runs from base 342 to 4739 and encodes 1465 amino acids.
GAGCAGCACUUGAACGCAGCAUCAGGCUCCAGCUUGCUCACACACGGACACACAAGCAACCAGCACCGUCUGUUUGGCCAAACAAAGUGUGCUGCUGCUGUGUGAACGGUAUUACACACACGCCAAACAAACGGACAUGGAGGUGAUGUUUCGGGGACAGGACCGCGGUAAGAGAGCCGACCGGAGGAUGUAACGGCAGCUCCAGGGCCGUUGGGACUGCACGAGGAAGACAGAAUACAAAAGGAACCGCCGAGAAGAGGAGGCGAUGGUGGGAAGAGCUGCAGCGGGUUUCACAUAGACCCGAGCUUCAGUUUUCUGAAAUCAUCAUUAACUUCUCCAGCAUGUCGGAUCCAAGUCACUGGUCUGCGGUGCCAAACCAGAACAAGUCCCAAUUUGUUCCGGGAGCUUUGCUGAAGCGCUCAAAAAGCUGUCGCAGCAGCAACAGGAAGAGCCUCGGUGUCGGGACGCCAUCACCCACGCUGUCCCGGCCGCUCUCCCCGCUCUCACUCCACACUGCUGCGAGCAGCCCUCUAGACAGCCCUCGAAAUGUGUCGACCAGUACCUGCCUCAACUUUCCAUUUGCCCGAAGUCACUUGGCUCGUGCCGACAGAGCUGAGGGCCGGAGAUGGUCCCUGGCAUCCCUCCCCUCGUCUGGCUAUGGAACCAACCCGCCGAGCUCCACUGUCUCGUCCUCCUCAUCCUCCCAGGAGCGUCUUCACCAGCUUCCCUACCAGCCGACUCAAGAUGAGCUGCACUUCCUCUUCAAACACUUCCGCAGCACAGACAGCAUGACCGACGAGGAUGGGCGGCCGUCAACGGUCAUACGACCACGUUCUCGGAGCCUCAGCCCCGGGCGAUCCAGUGUCUCCUUUGAUAAUGAGAUUGUCAUGAUGAACCAUGUUUACAGGGAACGUUUUCCAAAGGCCACAGCCCAGAUGGAGGAGCGCUUGUUUGAGAUUAUCACCCACUGCUCUCCAGACAGCUCCCUCCCGUUGGCUGACGGGGUGCUGGGCUUCAUCCAGCACCAGUUGGUCGAGCUGGUUAGAGACUGUCUGGACAAGUCCCAGACAGGCCUGGUUACCUCCCGCUACUUUGCUGAGCUGCAGGAGAAGCUAGAGAAGCUGCUUCACGAGGCCUACGAGCGUUCUGAAAGCGAGGAGGUAUCCGUCAUCAUCCAGCUGGUGAGGAAGAUCCUCAUCAUAAUCUCUCGGCCUGCUCGCCUCCUAGAGUGUCUGGAGUUUGACCCGGAAGAGUUUUAUCACUUACUUGAGGCAGCAGAGGGUCACGCCAAAGUUGGGCAAGGAAUCAAGACGGACAUCCCGCGCUACAUCAUCAGCCAGCUGGGUCUGACACGGAACCCAUUAGAAGACAUGGUACAGCUUGAACAGUAUGAGGCCAAUCCUUCAGUGUCAGUGGAACCAGAUGGUAAUGUGGAGAGUAAAGCCCCACAGAUGCUGACACCGACUCGAAGAAAACCUUUUGAGAGUGAUUUUGAUACCAUCAAACUCAUCAGUAAUGGAGCUUAUGGGGCCGUGUAUCUGGUCCGUCACAAGGAGACCCGCCAACGGUUUGCCAUGAAAAAGAUAAAUCGUCAGAACCUGGUCCUGAGGAACCAGAUCCAGCAGGCUUUUGUGGAGCGAGACAUCCUGACUUUUGCCGAGAACCCCUUUGUUGUCUCCAUGUUCUGCUCUUUUGAGACACGACGUCACCUCUGCAUGGUCAUGGAGUAUGUGGAAGGUGGAGAUUGUGCGAAUUUGCUCAAGAACAUGGGCCCACUACCUGUAGAAAUGACAAGGUUGUACUUUGCUGAAACAGUCCUGGCCCUGGAGUACCUUCACAACUAUGGUAUUGUGCAUCGGGAUCUCAAACCUGACAAUUUGUUGAUUACAUCCAUGGGCCACAUCAAGCUGACAGACUUUGGCCUGUCUAAAAUUGGCCUGAUGAACAUGACCACCAACCUGUACGAGGGUCAUAUGGAGAAAGACACAAGAGAGUUUGUAGACAAACAGGUGUGUGGCACUCCGGAGUACAUUGCCCCGGAGGUGAUCCUCAGGCAGGGCUAUGGGAAGCCAGUGGACUGGUGGGCGAUGGGGGUCAUCCUAUAUGAAUUCCUGGUCGGCUGCGUUCCGUUCUUUGGCGACACACCUGAAGAGCUUUUUGGACAAGUUGUCAGUGAUGAAAUCAUUUGGCCAGAAGGAGACGAUUCCUUACCUAUUGAUGCCCAGGAUCUGAUCACCCGCUUGCUCAGACAGAGUCCUUUAGACCGACUAGGAACUGGCGGAGCCCCCGAGGUCAAACACCACCCCUUCUUCCUGGGUUUGGACUGGAAUGGACUCCUGAGGCAGAAAGCUGAAUUCAUCCCUCAGCUGGAGGCGGAGGACGACACCAGCUACUUCGACACUCGCUCAGAACGUUACCAUCAUUUGGCGUCUGACGAGGAUGAGGAAACCAAUGAUGAAGAGUCUUCUUUGGAAAUCAGACAGUUUUCUUCCUGGUCGCAUCGCUUUAGCAAGGUGUACAGCAGCACAGAACAUCUGGCAACGCCAUCCAACCUCAGCUUCUCCUCUGACCGCAGCCACAGCGAGGACAAGGAGGACCGCGGGGACAUAGGAGGACUCAGUUCCUCCCCGAGCCCAGCAGAGGGCAGACAUGCCAGACGCAUGGCCAGCCUUCGCCCUCGGGCCUCCUCCAGCUCCUCCCAGUCUGAGAGGAGCACCAGUCCUCUGGUGAUGAGCAGCACCCACAGCCUGGAGACGAUGCCCCGCUUUGCCCUCUCCACUGACGAUGAAGCGGAGGUGGUUGUGUCAAACCUUCAGAGGAUCAGGAUUCGCAGCAAUAGCACCGGGGCCAAACACUCGUCCCCCAACGAUCUGGUCGGCCCUCGACGCUUUGGUAACCAGCUGGAGACGCCGGACAGACAGAGGCUUCCCUGUGGAGGAAAGGUUCCCAAGUCGGCCUCUGUCUCAGCCCUGUCUCUCAUCAUCACUACAGACGACUCGCCUGGCGGCCUCCAGCCCAGUCCCAUCUCCCCACGCUCUUUGUCCUCCAACCCUUCGUCCCGUGACUCCUCUCCCAACCGGGACCUUUCGCUCAGCCCCGGCAGCCUGAAGCCUCCCAUUGUCAUCCACACCUCGGGGAAGAAGUUUGGCUUCACCCUGCAGGCCAUCCGGGUCUACAUGGGCGACAGCGAUGUCUACACGGUGCAUCACAUGGUGUCGAGUGUGGAGGAGGGUAGCCCGGCUCACCAGGCAGGUCUCUGCACUGGAGACCUCAUCACCCACGUGAACGGAGAGUCUGUCCAAGGCCUGGUCCACCCAGAGAUGAUAGAACUGCUACUGAAGAGUGGCAGCAAGGUGGCUCUUCAGACCAUAGCACUUGAGAACACGUCAAUCAAAGUGGGUCCAGCUCGUAAGACCAAACACAAAGGCAAGAUGGCUCGUCGCAGCAAGAAGAGCAAGAGGAGAGAUAAUUACGACAGGCGACGAAGCAUCUUGAAGAAGCUGUCCAAGCAGACCACAGUGAUGCACAGCAGUCGCAGCUUCAACUCCGGUCUCCACCACUCAGUUUCCUCCAGCGAGAGUCUCCCAGGCUCCCCGACCCACAGCCUCUCCCCCGGCCCCUCCACACCCUGCCGGAGCCCCGCACCCGACCAUCAAGCCUUUGACAAUAACUCUCCUCAGAGCACAUCUCCUUGCUCCAGCUCUCCCAGUUCCCCCGCUGCACACAUUCGACCCAGCUCUCUCCAUGGCCUGGGCUCCAAACUCAGCACACAGCGCUACACCAAGGUGGGCCGCCGGAAGUCAACCAGCAACAUCCCCCCCUCGCCCCUGGCCUGCAACUCCUCAUCCUCCACCCAGCCUCUUUCUCCACAGCGCUCUCCCUCUCCGAUGUCAGGCUUCGCCAAAACCCUUCACGCCUACCACGGCAAAGCCCUGUCCCCGCCCACCAUCGUUAGACACAUUGUCCGGCCCCGCAGCGCCGAGCCACCUCGGUCUCCUCUCCUGAAGAGGGUACAGUCAGCUGAGAAGCUGUCUGGUGUGUAUCAUGCUGAUAAGAAGUCGUACACCCCCCGCAGGCACACGCUGGAAGUACCGUUUUACUGUGAAGGGGACCUGCUGGGUGACUCGGAGGCAGAGGGUGCCUCUGGAGGCUCCCACUUUGGGGCCGAUCUCAGCAGGCUAGGGGGAUACAUCGGCAGCCAGAGGCUGAGGGAUUCUGGGAUUGAACGCUCGGAGCAGCUGGUCGUGAUGCGAAAGCUCAAUCUAUCAGAGCGGCGAGACUCCUUUAAGAAACAGGAGGCGGUGCAGGAGGUGAGCUUUGACGAGCCGGAGGAGAAAACCAGCACCACAGUUACAGAGACCCCCACAGCUCCAGCAACCCAAACACAUCAGCAGCAUCACAGGACGGCCUGGAUGCUCACUCGACCCCAAACCAGCGUGGAGCCGGAAGUGCCGGUGGUGAGGAGGUUCACACUGGUGCCCCAGAUCGCCGUGCAGGGCUCAACGGAGAGCGAACAGGAUGAGUGGGAACCGUGUUCAGAUGGAGAGGAAACCCACGAGACACCCGAGCUGGAGGUGGGCAUCACUUCAUCUCAGCCACAACAGGCAGGAUGUCCUCUUGGUGACAACAGCUGCAGCCAGGCAGCAGAAACCACCUCCACUGGUCCUCAGGUUGGACCAUCUACAGAGAAGUCUGAGUGCAGAGAGGGAUCACCACAAAAAGGGCAUCUGAGAAAGUAACAACUCACCACUUCACUCAUUUCAACUGCUCAUGUCUUUUCUUUUAAGUCUUUGAAAGUUGUAAACACAUUUAAGAAACUUGUCUGGCUGAGAGAGAGUAGGAGAAGAUUUUACUUGAAUUUUCUAGACGUAAAUAUUUGCCUCAAGGCAUUGCAGACAUUGUGAUCUUAUUUAUUACAUUUGUAAACUAUGAUGAGUUAGUAACGGGGGAAAGAGGGAAGUUUGAAUAGCCAGGGCUCAACAGUUUUGUAUCCAUGAAAUGUGUUUUUUUUUGUCUUUUGACUGGAUUGUUUUUUUGUAUAAAUGUCUAUUUUUUAAAUAAAUUGUCAUAGUACAGAAUAGUUUGAUAAUGCUGGGCAUACUUGUUGUAGGACCAAAAGGUACGAGAAGUUCUUGUAGAAACUGCAGUUGUGAUUCAUUUUUUUUUCUCCUUGUCAGCGUCAGUUUUAGGUCCGAACAUUGAAGCUACCAAGAGUGAAAUACUGAUAUUAUAUUGAUCUCCAUAAACCUAAGAAUGACCUUUGGUUCACACUGUGAACAACAUGGUUGAUGUGUCAUUUUCUGAUCAGUUGUAUCUACAAGAUACAACUACAACAUAAUACUACAAUACUAAUAUAUAUAUUGUAGUAUGCUGAAUCAAAGAUGCAAAAAA